ACCCUUCCUGUCCCACCCUUGAUCGCUUCCCUGUCCUGCGCAGAAGAUCAGGAAGGUGCCAAGGUUUGGCUUCGCGUAUUCGAAGACGGCAAAACCGUCCCGAAAAAUUUAGUCGAACUUACUUUCUCUCGCAGUUCUGGUCACGGAGGGCAGGUGCAUUCAUGUUGCCUAACGGUUUCUGUGCGCGGCUGUCGUGUAGACGCACCUCGGAUAACGAUAUGGGCGCACGAGAGUCUCGUGAGGACUCUGUACUAUGUCAGAACAUCGCAUUCUUUACUGGUUUCAUCUAGCGCGUCUCGUUCGCAAGCACGAAACAUUGGUGAUUCCUUUGGAAAAGUC
Molecule: messenger RNA, 339 nt
Organism: Suillus subalutaceus
Lineage: Eukaryota; Fungi; Basidiomycota; Agaricomycetes; Boletales; Suillaceae
Exons: 3
Source: RefSeq, a predicted model, not a curated record